Penicillium daleae is the source of this 2130-nucleotide messenger RNA. RefSeq names its product putative protein-tyrosine phosphatase (gene dspD). The transcript has a single exon. Lineage: Eukaryota; Fungi; Ascomycota; Eurotiomycetes; Eurotiales; Aspergillaceae. The coding region runs from base 1 to 2130 and encodes 709 amino acids. The record is from RefSeq and is a predicted model, not a curated record. Gene Ontology annotation, biological process: protein dephosphorylation; negative regulation of MAPK cascade. Gene Ontology annotation, cellular component: cytosol; cytoplasm; nucleus. Gene Ontology annotation, molecular function: MAP kinase tyrosine/serine/threonine phosphatase activity; protein tyrosine/threonine phosphatase activity.
AUGCCGGUACAAACAAGUCCACCGUCCUUCCCGGACUCGUUCCCAUCGUUUAUGUCGGUAUAUGGUGGAUUCCCUUCGUGCUAUAAAGAGGACGAGCAUACGAUUCAUCCACUCCAAGUCCCAGCCCAUGUUCCAGUCAAUACGAAUUCGUCGCGACGACUCCUUCCUUCCGUGCAUCGCGAAAGUAUCUCGUCCAUGACCUCGGGCUCAACGGAGUCCUCACCCACCAACACCAUCUCACCGUUCGACUCUCCCUCCACGGGCGAUAUUUCCCCAAGCUCUUCUCCAGAGACCCCUUCGGCAAUGCCAUUAUCUUAUCCUAAAUUUACACCACAUCUCCGCCCGGUGGAGGUUGCCCCACUGUCCACCAUGAUCUCCGACAGCUCCAGGUUAUUGCCAGCUUCAAACCCUGCGCGCCCGGACUCGCCCGGUCGAAGAGCACGCAACCUAAAGAACCUCUCAUUACGCAUGCCCUUGCCCUCGCAGUCCCGACCCUCUAUUGCGACUGCAUCCAUGAUCGAGACUACGUCAAAAUAUCACCUCUCCGCCCCACCCUCUCCCAUUCAGAUUCCUCCAAAGAGUAGCCGGCGGCGCCCUGCAAACCUCACCAUCCUCACCCCGGGCUUCGACAAAUCAUUCACUAGCAAUGUUCCCGACUUGGUUCCUCCGACCCCUCUGGGACGCCAGUCCCUGCGGCAUACCGAAUCAUCACCCUCCCUUGCCUCGAUCACGUCCCCCGGCUUCGCCCCGCGAGGUGGUAUGCAACUUCCUCGACCAACGUCGCAUCACGGCAUCCGGCGCCUAUCGGGCACGUCAUCUGAAGAUGCUGUCUCUCCGUUGACAUCCAUGCCCGAUGAUGGCUCGACUUUCUCUCACCGCGUGAUUCCCGAACUGGCGGAAGAGGACGAACCCACGGGUUCGCGGGAGUCUACUCGUGGCACCGACCGCGGCUAUCCCAAUGGACCGAUUCGGAUAUAUGACACUGGCGUGUUCCUGUACCUGGAACCUACAGCAGAGGAAGCUGGUCAAUUCGACGUGGUAAUUAAUGUCGCCAAAGAAGUCAAGAAUCCCUUCAACACGGCAAAUGAAGCGCGAAAUGAUACGGUCAUGAGUACGUGGCGCAACGCCUCCAGGGCCUCGAAACGGUUCUCUGGCGGGGAUCCCCAAACUGCCAUUUCUGAAAUAUCCUUCAAGUCUGCGUUUGAGUACCUGCCUUCAGAAUCUGGGUCCGCGACCCCGACCACCCCCACACCUAAAUCUACUACCCCCGAGUACAUCCACGUUGGCUGGGAUCACAACUCGGAGAUCCUUGACGAUCUACUCCCUCUGUGUGAACUGGUUGACGACAGGAUAGCCCAGGGUAAAAGAGUCCUCAUUCAUUGCCAGUUGGGCGCAAGUCGCUCAGCUUCGUUGGUGAUCGCGUAUGGAUUAUACAAGAAUCGAAAUUUGGAUUUUAAUUCGGUGUAUGAACUGGUCAAGGGACGCAGCCAGUGGGUGGGACCGAACAUGAGCCUCAUCUACCAACUCACCGACUUUCGGUCUCGCUUGAUGCGAGGAUCUCCUUCCUCGCGACCAGCUCCUCGCGAGUGGUUUGUUCAAACUGGUCGCCGAAGCUCAGAGCCUCAAGUUACUCGUGCGGAGCGAGUCGAGGCUCAGCAGCGACCGGCACUUGCCGGUCUUUCACAGGCGCCGUCAAUUGGGUACCUCUCCACCCCACCGACCAACUCCUUGCGCCCAAGGACUAGUGAUAAUGGGAAUCGAUCUCCCAAGCGCAGUUUGUCCCCACGCCCACUGCCCUUCCGACAGAAGUUUCAGUCUGUGGAGCCUGCAUCUGGUCGCCCACGCGGUCUACCACGAAGUGUCAGCAGCUGCGAUCCGCUCGUCCAGACUCACGUGUUCGUUCGUGAUGCUCCACGAUCCCCCGAUCCAGGUGCUGGCUUCUUCUCCCCAAGAACCACCGGCUUCCUUGCACCGCCUCUACCCAUACCGUCACUAUCUUCUCGGGGACUUGAUACCACGAUGACCGAAAGCGCUAGCUCGGUGCAAUAUGCUAAAGACACCGCCGAUCCCCGUUCUCCUCCCGUUGGAGGAGAGCGUAUGAUCCUGAGGAACAUUGAUGAGUUCUUAUAA